AUGGGCAAACCUACUAAACCUAGAGUUAAAGGCAAUAUGAAGCCUGCCAGUAGAGCCAACCCUACAGCCAAUCCGAUCAUACAUUCACGCCCCACUACUCCUAGUGAUACAUCAAGCACAGACAGUUUAGACCCUGAGCUUGUUGUGAUCCUUAAAAAAAUCUCGAAACGCGAUUCAGUCACUAAAUUAAAAGCACUCGAGGAACUUGACAGUUAUUUAAAGAUCAACAAGGAAGUGAUUGGACGCAUUUUGAAUAAUUGGGCCAUUAUGUACAGUAAACUCGUUUUGGAAGUUGAUCGUCGUGUUCGUUUAGCAGCAAAUCAAGUACACGCGUUGAUUACAGCAGAUGCAAAAAAGAAACUUGCACCUCUUUUAAAAGAGUUUAUUGGACCUUGGCUAUUAGCCAUGCAUGAUCAAAGUAAAGAUGUGGCCAAGGUGGCACAACAUGCAUUUGAGGGUGUUUUUGCACAAGACAAAAGAUUAGGCGUUAUUUCAUUCUGUCAGAAGGAAAUCUUGGAUUAUACAGCAGAUAUGUUAUUAUACAAAACAGCAGAAACAUUGAGUGAUUCUAGAUAUGUGUCUAAAGAAGACAUGUAUGCCAAGUAUGCGCGUGUUGUAUCAUCCAGUUACCAAAUUCUUUGUUACUUAAUCACCAACUUACCAUUGGAAGAACGCAAUACAUGCCAAGCUGAAUACAAUCUUAUUCUGGAUGAUAGCACUAUGUGGAAAAAGUUCUUGGCACAUGAUAAUGCUCUGGUUCGCAAGGCAUUAUACAUGUUUAUGAAGAUACUUUUGUUGAAUUGGGUUGACAUGGUUGAAUCAAGAUUGGACUUAAUUUGUCCUCACUUCUAUCCCUGUGUGUUCACUGAGAAAGAUGCUUCCACUCAUUCAGACAUGUGGGAUACAUUGUUGUUAAUGACAAAGAAACUGCCUAAUUCCUGGAUCAUCAUUGGCAAAAAGAAGCCAGCAUUGCCUAAAUUGUAUAACUUCCUUAGAUCAGGACUAAAUGGUUCUACAAGUAUUGCUUACCCAAGUAUGCUUGCAUUAUUAGCCAACCUCCCUCAAGAACUUAGGAAUGCACCUAAUUUCUAUAAGGAUGUGUUUGAUAACUUUUGGAAGGGCUUAUCCAGUGAGCAUAUUGACAAGUCUAAUUCGCAUAUUCUUUUAAAUGCUUAUGCUGAAUGUGUUGUUUAUUUUGCCAUCACUUUAAGCAAAUCCACCGAUGAAGAAACCACGAAGAUAGCCACGAGCCUAGUUGAACAAAUCUUUUGGGGCUUGUUUGAAGUUUACUUUUUAAACUCACGCGACAAGACAAUUAAUGAGAAGCUAGAAUUGAAUGGUUAUGCUAUUCUCGCUAAACAUUUGGUUGUAUUGGCUUCUGUCGAUAGUGUUAGGGGCUGUUUAAAUACCUUCUAUACCAAUCUAGAUGGUUUGUUAGUACAAACAGUAGUAGACUGUAGUUCUAUUAUCACUCGCGCACCACUUGAUAUGGACACAUUUUGUCAAAAGACAAGUCAUUUCUUGACGGCUAUUUCACAUGAAAUUUCUCAAAAUGACAAAAGCAAGCUUACUCAUUUACAGUCUUACACAUUGGAUUUAGCCAAACGUCUUUUAUUGGCAUCUAUUGAAUCCAGCUUGGUGCAUAAAGAUAAAUCAUUUGGCUUGCUCUUGUUGGCUAACCAGUUGCUGAGCACUUGGCCAGACCAAAUUAUCAACCAUGACACAAUGAAGCAACUUACACAUACUACACAGCAACUUUUGCGUCUGUUUAUAGAUGUGCCUGAUACCUCUAUGGGUUCUUUGACGUCUUAUUAUAUUACCUUUAUCUCUCAACUAAAAGACAAGACAGAAGCACAAGUAUUAUGGAAAGCAUGGAUGCAACAAUUGAAUGAUAUGUUUAACACUUCUGGUUUGGAAUUGCGCAGUGCGAAUAUAUUGUUACUUGCCUUGGAACGCCUUUACAGUCAAAAGAUUGUAUUGGAUGAAACAUAUCAGUGUGAAGCUUUAGAUUCUGUCGUUAAGACAUGUGCUCUUGUCAAGCUGAAUCAAGUUGCUAUCGUUGUACCUCGUCCUGUACUAGAAAAACUUGUUUCCUCAAGCUUAGUUUGUCAGUUCAUCUUGUCCGCAAAUGCAACCAAGGAAAUCUUUGAAAACCUGACAAACAAUUUGAUUGAAUUCAACAAGCUUCAAUAUAUUGAAAAGAAUUCACAUACAUUACCAGAACCUUCUGUUCAAACUUUGAAGACUACUCUAUCAACUCUUGUUAUUCUGCAAAACGUAUUUGUAUCAUGCAAUAAUUCUCAAACUAUUCACAAAAUCAAAGAGCUUGCCUGCGAAAUUUUUGAUGUUAUGUUUGUUUCGAAAAAGACGAUUUAUGAUAACGAGGAAUUAGCAAAGGCAGAAGAAGACGAGCAGCUUUCCGUCAAUAUUGCUAGCCGUGCUUUAGCUACUUGGGGUUUAAUCGAUAAGAAUAUGACUAAUGAUUUGUUCGCCGCUGUCUUGGAUCGUCUCAAGACGUCCAUCAUUGAUAUCCAUUAUUCAGCAAGUCCUUCAGAUUCUGUGCGUCGAGCUAAAAAGUUACUUUCAUCAAACCAUCAAGCUUUUGCUGCACUUGUUGGUAAUGAACAAGAGUGGAACAAGCUGGCUGCUGCACCACUAGGAAAGAACACCACGGAUUAUUUAGUUCUUGGUAUUGUUGAUCCUUUUGCCCGUGUAUCUGUUGAACCUUUAGUCGACGAUGUUGGCGAACUAAUGCCUGUUGCUUAUGAUAUCUAUGGCCUUUCUUCCUUUGGUCGUUUAGUUUCUUUCUUUAGUGAAUAUUUAUCAGAAGAAUCGCAUGUCAGAUUUUUGCAGUCUGGAUAUGAUUGGGUAAUGCGUCAACUCGAGAUAGCUGCCAUUGCAUGUCAACAUGGACUGAUUGUACCUGGACUAUGCCGUGUGUAUGACACGAGAGCUGUAGAAGGCAUUCAUGCGUUUGUAGACAUGACACACCACACCGCCGAAAAAUGGCUGGUAUCUAUUGCUUCUUCUAUCAAGAGUGGCUCUGGAUGGAAUGAUAGUUUGUUGCAGGCAGUUCAACAAAGAGAAACAAACUCUAGCGAUCGUUUGAUUUCUUUUAUUUCUCAAUUGAUACUGUCUAAAGACGCAUUAUCUGCUCAUCUUUUACAAAGUACACUUCAACGUAUCUUGCUUUUACUUGAUUGGCAAACUAAAGAUGUAGAAAAAUGGUUACCCUUAAUCAAGGCAGAUGCAAAAGAAUUAAAUUUGUUAACCAAGGUAGCUAUCUUGAAUGCAUUCAAGGGUCAUUUGAGUGGUACAGAAGCAUACAAACACUACCAAAGUGAGUUAGCAAGCAGAUUGUCUGGUAUUUCCAGCUGGGAACAAUUGGAUUAUGUCCCUGAAGAAGAGGGAGACAUCAAGGAAAAGACGAAUUACAGCGUGCUUGUUCUCUUGAAUACAUCCUCCCUCAAGUUUGGUGCUUUUGAUAUACCACGCCAAAGAAUUAUGUACUUGAUUCAAGGCAUUCGACCCUUGUUGACCAAUGAAGAUGAUGAAUUCAGUAAUGAUCAGCAAAAGGCUCGAGUACAGGCACAGUAUGCCAAUCUCUUGAAGCAUUUGGCAGAAUCUGUUCAAGACGUUGUGUCUGGUAGCCAUUGGGACUUUUUCUUGCAAUGCUGCUUUAAAUGGAUGGGUUAUGCUGAUACCACACAGCCUGAAGAACUCUUGGUUGUCCAAAAUGCGCUUGAUUUACUUAAAACAUUAUAUGCAUUAGCUGCAGAUAAUAACGAGGAUAUUCAAGACAGUCUGAAAGAACAUGCUAGUCUUUUGAGCAAAUCGCUUGUUCAAUUGAUGAUCAAAGAAGAGGAAUAUCUACAACAAAAGAAAGAUCAAGUCGGCAACAAGGCAAGAUUGGUUUAUCAGACUCUCUUGUCUGAAUUGCUAGAAAACAUUCCUGACAAGACAUUGAUUGAUAGCGAUUGCUUCUCUCAUUUGAAUGCUUUGAUCCAAACGCCCAACGACGUACUUCAAAAACGAGCAUAUAGUUUAUUACAAAAAUACGUUGCUCACCGAAUUCAAGAUUUAUCCGUCAGACUUGAGUUUACAGAGGCCAGUGAAGUUAAAGUUGACAUAGAUGAAGCAUUGCUUGAUGUGCUUCUAAACCCACCAGAUCUAUCUAAUUGGCAAUUGAUUGGACUGGAAGAGCAAGCAUUGCAUGAAACACUCGGUUACCUUUUGACAUGGAUGCUAAUGUUUGAUCAUUUUACAGACAUUACGUUUAAAUUAAAGCAGGAAUACACUGCUCAACUCAAAGAAAAGGAAGCUGUUUCUCAUUUGAUGGCUGUUCUUUGCAAGAUAUUGAGCGUUGGGCAGCAACAAGGCAGUAAACCUUUUGAUUUGUCACCUUGGUCAGUUAUUGAAUAUGAUAUCGACGGCUUUGAUGCUACGCUAGAAAUGAGUUUCAUUAUCUUGGCUUCUCAUUUGUAUUAUCGGGCGCUCACCCAUAUUCCUUCUCUUGUCCGACUCUGGUGGAUUGAUUGCAAGCAUCGCCAAUUAACAAUUGCUAUUGAGAAUUAUACUGAAAAGCAUUUUAGUCAACAAUUGAUCAACAAUGAAAUGGAAUUAGUUAAUCGUCCUGAUAUCAAGACGCAAUUGGAAGAUAAUGAAGACAAUGAAUUUACUGUCAAGACAUCCAAGGCGGCAAAUGAAGUGACGGCAACUUAUAGAGUUGAUGAACAAAAUAUGCAAAUUGCCAUCAAAUUACCAAGUAACUUUCCUUUGCGUCAAAUUGAUGUAGAAGGGGUACAAAAAGUGGGUGUCAAUGACAAGCAAUGGAGAGGUUGGAUGUUUGCAGUGACUGCCGUGAUUGGGUCACAAGUAAGUGGUUCAUCAAUUUGA
Messenger RNA from Gilbertella persicaria, 4896 nucleotides. RefSeq lists its product as uncharacterized. Lineage: Eukaryota; Fungi; Mucoromycota; Mucoromycetes; Mucorales; Choanephoraceae. Gene Ontology annotation, biological process: rescue of stalled cytosolic ribosome; ribosome-associated ubiquitin-dependent protein catabolic process. Gene Ontology annotation, molecular function: ubiquitin protein ligase activity; ribosomal large subunit binding. The coding region runs from base 1 to 4896 and encodes 1631 amino acids. Gene Ontology annotation, cellular component: cytosol; RQC complex. The transcript has 9 exons. The record is from RefSeq and is a predicted model, not a curated record.